Messenger RNA from Haliotis rufescens (red abalone), 969 nucleotides. Its product is annotated as A disintegrin and metalloproteinase with thrombospondin motifs gon-1-like. Gene Ontology annotation, molecular function: metalloendopeptidase activity; zinc ion binding. The transcript is spliced from 4 exons. Lineage: Eukaryota; Metazoa; Mollusca; Gastropoda; Lepetellida; Haliotidae. The coding region runs from base 1 to 969 and encodes 322 amino acids. The record is from RefSeq and is a predicted model, not a curated record.
AUGGAUGUUGUAGGAUCGGUGUUACUAUUGCCGGUGUUGAGCAGGGCCGUGGGGGUCAAGGUGUACAUGUUUAAAGAACAGCUACAGUGUAGGGACACCGUGUCAGACUAUCGACGUCUUCAUGUUUGGAAAGGCCUGGACAUAUUACAUUGUUCGAGAACAUGCUUAGAUGGUCAGUUCUGUUUGUCUGCAUACUUUGAACGUGAGAAUGUGACGUGUAUUACGAAUGGGUUUGCACUUCUCGAUGGAGAGAGCACUGAUGUCACGACGUAUGCCCCUGGAUUCAGUCUAUUCACGCUGACCGGCAAAGUGGUCGACUACCCAUCCACAUGUUCGGAAGCUAAGGCUCAGCUGACCGAGACCUCCGACGGGGAGUACUGGCUGUACCCUAGGUCCUCCACCAUGUACAACAACAGAGCCAGAGUCUACUGCCGCGGCAUGAACACCACCACCCCGACCGAGUACGUGUCCCUAGCCACUGUCAAUGUCGGUGUAUACCCACGCAAACAGAACCCCGGGUGCAGAGGGGAAAGCAAUAGUAUUUCAGAAAUUGGGAAACCUGGAAUAACACGAUUCUACAAAAUCCGCAUAAGACCAGAGACAAUGACGGUGGUUCUAGACGACUUCACCUUCGCAACAUGGGAAGAAAACCGUCAUAGUUACGCAAAAGCCAUGGACUGCUACAACAACUACUACGGUUCGGCUCCUUGUGGGCCUGUCGGGACGUUCAGAGUGGACACGCGAGGGAGUGGCUUGGUCGUCGACCUCAAUGAAAAUUGGAAAGGGUCCGACUGGCAUCCCUACGUCAGUGUGACGCGCUCGGAAGGGGGCGCUGUGAUCGACCUACUGUGUGGAGGAUGGUGUGGUGGCUGUGUUCCCGCCCAGGGUCUCCGCCUCUUCUACAACCACAACGACCGUGAGUACUCCAUAACCAGGUCGCGUGUAAACAGCAGCAAGUGUUAUAGGUGA